CACGUCACCCCACCGUCACGACGGCGUCACAUCACAAACCUCCACGUCACGCUGUCACGUCACGUUACUGCAGCUCCAUGGAGACGCCGGACGCUGCUGACGCGGCUGAGGUGGGGCGCGGCGGCUCGACCCCCGGCCUCCUGGCACACCCCCGUCAGCUGCCAAGAGCGGCGCUCCACCGGUAUGUGCCCCGAACGGGGUGUCGUCCUACAGAGCUACUCCCGAGGCGGCUAGACACCAGCCCAGGCCCAGAGAAGUUCCAGCGCAGGUUCCGGCCCGGGGAGCCGCAGUCCGGCACCAUGACCAAACAAGAGUACCAAGCCAUGGAGACGCCGCAGGCCAAUCCCCAUCAGAAGGAGGAGCCGAAACCCAUCUACGUCCGGCUGCUGAAGUUCCUGUUCGGACAUGUCGGAAUGUUCCUGCUCGUCUCGUUUGUGGCCGCGUUCGGAGCCUGGGUCUUCAUCCAGAUGGAGACGCCGCACGAAGACCAGAUGUUCCUUCUGCGGCGGACCAAGAUCCGGGACAAGUUGGACGGGGAGAACUACUUCACCAGCUACUGGUGGCACUACGCCGCGCAGGAGAACCUCACGUUCCCUGAGUGGAACAAAAAGAUCAAGGGCCACCUCGAGAUCAUCGAGUCCUUCGUGAUCGACAUGGUCAACAACUACGGCUAUGACGGCACAAAGGACGAUUGGCCGUACGAGUGGGACUUCAGCAGCGCGCUGCUCUUCACCGUAACCAUUAUGACCACCAUUGGGUACGGCCACAUCUCCCCCAAGACCACCGAGGGUCAGCUGUUCACCAUCGGGUACGCCAUGAUCGGCACGCCGCUGCUGCUCGUCUUCCUGGCCAACAUCGGCGACGGCAUGGGCAAGGUCUUCACCUACACAUACAGCCGGAUCUGCUGCCGCUGGUGCCGCAGCACGCGCUACAAACAGCAACAGAAGCCCGGCCGGCGCGCGCAGCGGGUCUCCGACGACGUAGUCGGCAAGGAGGAGUACAUGCCCACCGACGAGGUCAACGUGCCCAUCACCAUCAAUCUGAUGAUGAUAGCGCUGUACCUGGGUCUGGGAGCCCUCAUCUUCUCUCGCUGGGAGCAGUGGGACAUGAUGGCCUCCUACUACUUCAGCUUCGUCACCCUCUCCACCAUCGGGUUCGGCGACAUGGUGCCCGGAAACAGCUUCAUGGACAAAGCCAGCGACGACGCGGUCAUCAAGGCCGUCAAGAUGGGAAUCACAAUCGGCUACUGCCUUAUCGGUAUGGCGCUCAUCAGUAUGUGCAUCCAGAUCAUGCAGGAGCAGACGGUCGCCAAGGUUCGCUGGGCCGCCAGCGAGUUCGGCCUCGUCGAAGGGAAAGACCAGAAGCCCAAGAUGGUGAUGCGCAGGACCACGCGUCGCGAUGGCGUCCCGGAGACCAAGUACUUCCAGGAUGGCUAUUACAGUCGACCAGUGUCUUCGGAGAAACGUCGGAAGCGACGCAAGCGUGAGGACGGUGACGCGCUGAGUGUUCGGGAUAACGACUCGAGGAGGGACAGUCGCAGUCCCAGUCCUCGCCCGGCCAGCGGGAGAACGAAGGAUGACAAGCCGCGAUCGCCGAGCCCGAAGAGGAACGAGAGUCCGAAGAGGGAGGCGAAGGCGCCGUCACCCCAGCCGCCUCCGCCACCGCCACAGAAGGAUGAUUUGAUGUUAGACAGUGAUGACGAUCUGUUUAACCUGGCGUAAGGUGGCGACAGGGGAUAUGUAGGCAGCUGAGAACGCGUCAGUUCAUCGGCCCCAGGAACAGCCCAGCGAACAUCUUGUUGCUUGUUUUUAGGACUGAUGUUUUUGUUGUUGGAAGCAAUAGCCACACUUCAUUCAUGACUUCUGUCACGAAUGAAGGUGUUAAAAAAGAGUUAACAUUUCUCAGUGGUGUUGAGUUUCAUGUCUUGCACAGCAAUGCCCAUAUCGUUAAUUUUUCUUUCCUUUCCCGCCCGAUCCCAACGGAAAAUGACCCCCGCUCGAAAUCGGUACUGAACCAGAUGACGCCUCUUCUUCGAAUUGGUUUGAUGCUGUGAUACCAGCGAGUAUGUGCUCCGCAUUUCGCUCGCAUUGUGUGUCUCACGAGAUGUGAGGUCAGGUGACUGGUGACCCCGAGUGACCCGGCUCUCGGUCAAGGUCACCGGGUCACAGGUCACUGACCUUAGAGUGUGUCAGUGAGACGGUCCGCCCGGGGCUGAGGCGCUGGGCCGGUUUGGGGCCCUUCUGCAAGUACACGUGCCAAACGGUGCCUCGAUCUGCCUCACGCCGGAUCUCCCCCAUCUCUCUCUCUCUCUACCUCCUCCCCUCUCUCUCCGGUCCGGUGUGCGCAGAUCUUGGCGCCACCCGCAGCCCUUGGCAUGGCGUUUCACUGCGUGUGUGAUCGGAAUGACAUGUGCUCAAUAAACGCAUAAAACAAA
Amphibalanus amphitrite is the source of this 2434-nucleotide messenger RNA. RefSeq names its product TWiK family of potassium channels protein 7-like. The transcript has 8 exons. Gene Ontology annotation, cellular component: membrane. NCBI's taxonomy places the organism in Eukaryota, Metazoa, Arthropoda, Thecostraca, Balanomorpha, Balanidae. Bases 78 to 1721 code for a protein of 547 amino acids. Gene Ontology annotation, molecular function: potassium ion leak channel activity. Gene Ontology annotation, biological process: potassium ion transmembrane transport; stabilization of membrane potential. The record is from RefSeq and is a predicted model, not a curated record.